Messenger RNA from Amaranthus tricolor (Joseph's coat), 2921 nucleotides. RefSeq lists its product as uncharacterized. Gene Ontology annotation, biological process: protein phosphorylation. Gene Ontology annotation, molecular function: ATP binding; protein kinase activity. The transcript has 16 exons. Lineage: Eukaryota; Viridiplantae; Streptophyta; Magnoliopsida; Caryophyllales; Amaranthaceae. The record is from RefSeq and is a predicted model, not a curated record. The coding region runs from base 170 to 2611 and encodes 813 amino acids.
UUCAAUUUCAAAAUGUGUAUGAAAAGCAAAUACUCCUCCGCCACACAUUACCAGCAGCUGUUUAUGGAGUAGAAACAUAUCGGCAUCGCAACAAAAGUUGAAAGUAUUAAACUAAAUACUUCCAUUUGAUAGUUCAUGACAAGUAAAAUUCGCAGAACACUGUUAGGCGAUGAUAGGGUUAGCUUCGACGCUAUGUCCGAAGCCGCCAUUAUCAGUACUUUGCAGCACAAUUGAGAAGGAUUGCCAUUCUAAUGGCGGAAAUCACAAGAAGCGAACAUUUGGAAAUUUCGAUCAUUUUUUUGGAGUCGUCAAAAAGGAUUUGGAUUUCUUAAAGAAGGGUGUGAAGAAAAGUGUUGAUUGGGAAGAUCCUAAAAUUGUCAAGAAAGUUGAUGAUGUUGUUUGGUUUCGUCCUUUAGAAGAUCCUAAUUCGCCUCCUUUUCAGCCUCCCUCAUGGCCUAAACCUUCUUAUCCAGCACUCUCAGGGAUGGAUUUGUUAAGUGCUGAUCUUCAGGCCAUGGCUACAUAUAUUAGUUACUUUUAUUGUAUGUCAAAGAUCUGGUCAACACCGUUACCUGAGGUCUAUGAUGCAGAACUUGUCUCCAACUACUUCAAAUGCAGGCCUCAUAUCAUUGCCUUUAGACUUCUAGAGAUUUUUGUUGCAUUCUCUUCUGCUGUGGUAAAAAUUCGUGCUUCGAAGAUCAAAAGGCUCAUCAAGUCAAGGACGGAUGAUGACAAACUUACUAACCUGUCACAGUCUGAUUUUGGAAGGGUUCUUAAAGAAACAAUGCUUAAUCUGGGUCCCACGUUUAUCAAAGUAGGACAGUCUCUCUCAACAAGGCCAGAUAUAAUUGGCUAUGAAAUAUCCCAGGCCUUAUCUGAGCUACAUGAUCAAAUUCCUCCUUUCCCUACAGCUAUUGCCAUGAAGAUUAUUGAGGAUGAAUUUGAUGCUCCUGUGGCAAGCCUUUUCAGUUAUAUAUCUGAUGAACCUGUUGGUGCAGCAUCUUUUGGUCAGGUUUACCGAGGAACUACAUUUGAAGGUUGUUCUGUUGCCGUCAAAGUACAGCGGCCAAAUUUACAUCAUGUAGUUGCUCGAGAUAUAUACAUUCUUCGUCUUGGGCUUGGUGUUUUACGAAAGAUUGCGAAGAGAAAAAAUGAUAUUCGCUUGUAUGCUGAUGAACUUGGAAAAGGCUUCAUGGGAGAGUUAGACUACAGAUUGGAAGCUGCAAAUGCAUCUCGAUUCUCGGAGGCUCAUUCAUCCUUCCCAUUUAUCCGUGUUCCAAAAAUUUUUCAGCAGCUGACUAGAAAAAAAGUUCUGACUAUGGAAUGGAUGUUUGGUGAAAAUCCAAAUGACUUGGUGCUAGCUUCAGCACAAACUAAAGAUAAUCUUUCUGCCUAUUCUGAGGAGCAGACUAUUGAAGCAAAGAAACGUCUCCUAGACCUGGUAAGCAAAGGAGUUGAAGCAUCACUUGUUCAACUUCUCGAAACAGGGUUCCUACAUGCUGAUCCACACCCUGGGAAUCUUCGUUACAUGACUACAGGGCAGAUCGGGUUUCUUGAUUUUGGUCUCAUGUGUCAAAUGGAAAGGAAACAUCAGCUGGCAAUGCUUGCUGCUAUUAUACAUAUUGUAAAUGGGGAUUGGGCAUCUCUAGUCCAGGCUCUAUCCGAAAUGGAUGUCAUUACAUCUGGGACUAAUACCCGCCUUCUGACCAUGGAAUUGGAAAAUGCCUUAGGAGAGGUAGAAUUUAAAGAUGGCAUACCUGAUGUCAAGUUUAGUAAGGUCCUUAGCAAAAUCUUGUCUGUGACUCUCAAAUAUCAAUUUCGAAUGCCCCCAUACUUUACACUUUUGCUGCGUUCUCUAGCUUCAUUGGAAGGUUUAGCAAUUGCUGCCGAUAAGAACUUCAAAACUUUUGAAGCUGCUUACCCUUAUGUAGUGCGUAAACUUCUAACUGAUAAUUCUGAUGCUUCUAGGAGAAUUCUGCAUUCUGUGAUUUUAAAUAAAAAGCGGGAAUUCCAAUGGCAGAAACUUGCGCUUUUCUUGAGAGUCGGUGCAUCCAGCAGGAAAGGCAUUCUGGCUGGAUUUUCAACUGAAAUUUUGGAGUCUCCUAAGGAUGAACAGUCGAGAUCCGUAAGUGGCUCUAAUGGUAUCUUUGAUGUCUCUAGCUUCGUCUUGAAGCUGUUACCUUCCAAUGAAGGCACUGUACUUAGAAGGCUGUUGAUGACUGCUGAUGGUACUUCAUUGCUGAGAGCAUAUCUUUCAAAAGAAGCUGGCACUGUCCGCCAACAGCUUACUAGAGCAAUCGCAGAGGUAUUGUAUCAGUGGAUGGCUAGGGUUAUUUCAAAGGAUCCUCGUGUCCUAACAUCGUCUCAGUCAUAUACGACCAACAGCAACUAUCAGUUACUCCUGACAGACCGCCGACUCAAAGUGGUGUUCAGAAAGGUACUUAAUGAUGCAAGACGAGACUGGUUGUUGAUGCUGCGCUUUUGCUGGACAUCCUUCAUCAUGUCUAUCACAGCUUCAGCUAUGGCAUGCCACCGGUUAAUUAUUUGUCUCUCAGAAGCCAACACGAGUCGUAUUUCAUUUCCUCCCAUCAAAGUUAUUGCCAGCACCUAGUAUACAUCAGCAGAUUGGCUAUCAUGAACCAGAGACUGAUGCCAAGGUGAAUACAAUUAGCAGAACCAAUGAUUUCAAUCAUCACUUGGAAUACUUUCUUGGUUUAUUCCAAUUGAAGCUCUCAAGUGAAAUCAACAAUGUGUUCUUUCCGCCAGCUUACCUUCUAUGUAAUUGGCACUAGCGACUAGUGAGCGAGUAAUGCAAUAUUUGAAGAGUAAACUCUUGGUUUAAAUUUGUAUAGUUUGUUUAGCUUUAUUUUCUGUUAAUUAUGCUCGAAAAUAUACAAUUAAUAUAUUGUUUUUAGUAGGAA